Molecule: messenger RNA, 7380 nt
Organism: Hypanus sabinus (Atlantic stingray)
Lineage: Eukaryota; Metazoa; Chordata; Chondrichthyes; Myliobatiformes; Dasyatidae
Gene: tmem161a
Product: transmembrane protein 161A
Exons: 12
Coding region: 129-1592 (487 amino acids)
Source: RefSeq, a predicted model, not a curated record
UGGCGAUGUGAUUGGUCGGCCGAGCUGUCAGUCGUCGGUGAAGUCGGCCGGAGUUUGCCGGGUAGUCGGUGGCGGCUCCGUUGCUGCCGUGACGGGUGGUGAAGGGAUCGGCGAGCGGCGGCCGAGAGAUGGGUGUAAUAGGCGUUCAGCUUGUUGUGAGUCUACUGAUGGCUUCUCUCAUGCAGAGACUGGUGCCUCAUUACUCCAUCGGUCGCUGGUUACUCUGCAAUGGCAGUCUCUUCAGAUUUAAGCAUCCAUCAGAUGACGAACUUCGAGCCCUAGCCGGAAAGCAGAAGCCGAGGCUGAGAAGAGACAGGAGGCAGAAUGGCGUCACUGAGAACAAACCUGAGAUGGUGCCCAAAGAUAUCAAGCUGUCAUUGGAAGCAACACCCAUCAAGCCUCUGGAUGCUCUGGUGUUGCGCUACUUCCUGGACUACCAGUGGCUGGUGGACUUCGUCAUGUAUGCAACCCUGGUCUACAUGUUCACAGAAGCGUACUACAGUCUGCUCAACGUUCAGGGCGAGAUCAACGUGGGCAUGCUAUGGUGCCUGCUUACAUUGGUCUUCGGAAUUAAACUUCUCUUCUCUCUGAUGGCUCACUACUUCAAGACUGAGGAAGGAGGGGAGCGCUCUGUCUGCCUGACCUUUGCUUUCCUCUUCGUCCUUAUUGCCAUGUUAGUACUGGUGGUGCGCGAGGAUUAUCUGGAGUUUGGUCUUGAGCCAGGCUUUUCUAACCUGUACGAAAACCUGCAGAUGUUUUUCAGGCAGCUGGGACUGGGUGAUAUCUGGCCAUACUCAGUAGCCAGGUUGAUCUUUAAGCUCUCACUGGUUGGAGUUUCCUCGUUCAUUGGAGCAUGUUUAACAUUUCCAGGCCUGCGGCUGGCACAGACUCACUUAGACGCUCUCAGGAUGACUGCAGACAAGCCCCUAACACAGGUCCUGUUGUACGCAAACUUUCUGUCACCCAUUCUCGUGUUGUUGCUCUGGGUGAAGCCAAUCAGCAGAGACUUUGUUAUCAGUGCUCCAUUCGGGAAGGAGGAGGUCCAACUGCUGUCUGAUUCGAUGUACAACACAAUGCGCCUGUGGAUAAUCCUGGGGCUCUGCACACUGCGUCUUCUGCUGACCCGCUAUCACCUACAGGCCUACCUUAACCUGGCCGAGCGGUGGGUGGAACUGAUGAGGAGGGAGGCCGGCUGCAUCUCCAUGAUCGAGAUUCAGCGGAAGAUUUCCCGAGUGUUCUGCUACCUGUGUGUGGUCACCGUGCAGUACCUGGGCCCCACCAUUCUCCUGCUACACUCUACUCUGCUGCUUAAAGUGUUGGGGGACUAUUCCUGGGGUUGGUACCCGGAACCUCCUGGAGUUUCACCAGCCAUUGAUGCCAGUCCACGGAACUCGGGCUCUGCACCUGGCGAAGAAGACGAUUAUCGAAUGGCAGUCUCACAGAUCACAGCAGCACUGGGAGCCUUACGGAAUGUCUUCACGCCACUCUUUUACCGGGGACUCUUCUCCUACCUGACUUGGUGGCUGGCUGCUUGUCAGGUGGUGACCAACCUCUUCGGCCUGUACUUCCAUCAGUACCUCAUGGGCUCAUAGGACGGCGGGUAGCUCAGCUACGGGACCGUGUCUGCUCUCUCGAGUGCCUUCGUUCUGUCAUGUUGGACCACAGGCGAACAGUCCAGCUUAAACAAAGCUUCUUACUUCUUGAGCCCCAUUAGUUUCUUCACUUGCCCCACCCUCGCCCCUGUAUGCGCUGACUGCUGACUCCCACAGAUACGUACUGUCUCCUCUUUGCCUGUGGUUAAGGUAUAGACAGCAGCUUGCUGUAACUGAACUCGUUGUGCUUUGUGUGGAAGAGCCAGAUGCCCAUACACUCAGGGCAAGGUACUGGAUGUUUGUCUGAUCAGGAGGAGCUGAACUGUUGGCCUCUAUGUUCACUCUUCCAGGCAGUUGUUCAUUUAAUGUUAAACACCUGAGCUGGUUUUUUUGUUCAGCAUGUUCUAUUCUCGGAUUGGAAAGUGGUGUCUGUGCUUCUCCAGUGAAGGUAUCACUAGGGCAGUGAAGGGUGAAAUUGUUUGGUCACCCACAUUGUGCAUGACUCUGUGUGGGAAUGGGCAGAAACCCUGGGAGGAGUAGCAUGGAGAUCAGACUCUGGCUGGACAGAGCAAUUGAAUCUGAAAUAGACUGAAGGGUCUCACUUGAAUCUGAAAUAGACUGAAGGAACGCGGCAGGUCAGGCAGCAUCUAGGGAGGGAAAUAAACAGUCAUCACUUGGGCUGAGACCCCUCAUUAGCUGCUGAAGAAAGAUCUCUCUCUCUCUCUCUCUCUCUCUCUCUCGCUCCAGAGAUGUUUGCAUUGGGGUUUUGGCAAAGUGAUGCAUUGUUUCAGGUGAUGCUGGGGCACAAGAGAGGGUUGUGGUCAGGUCAGGCUUGUUACAGUGGGCUUGCAUCUUCACCAGACCUCUGGAAACUGCCAUCCUUGUCCUGUGCUGACCAUGAACAUGAUGUUUACUCUUUCCAGGGCCGCUAAGUGCCUGUAGAUCUGUGGGUGUGCUCUGGGUAACACGGAACAUUGAAUAACGCAGCAGAGGAACAGGUCCUUCAGCCCACGAUGUUGUGCCAAGCCAAUUAAAUUAGGAAUCAAAUGGCCAACUCUUCUGCCUUCUCAAUGUCCAUAUCCUUUCAUUUUGCUCACAUUCAUGUACCUAUCUAAAAAUCUCUUAAAAUUCUGCAGCUACCUCCACCCCAAGCAGCGCAUUCCAGGCACCCACGUUCUCUGAGUAAAAUAAUUACCCCUCACAUCUCCUUUGAAAUGACCCCCUCUCACUCUAAGUGCAUGCCCUGGGAAAAAGAUGCUGUGCUUCUCAUAAUCUUAUCCAACUCUUUAUCAGCCUCUGCCGCUUCAGAAGAUAAGGGCAUCCCAAGGGUAUUAGAACAUAUGGAAAUGACAUAAACCGUUACAACCCCAUGUCCUCUCACCUGGCAGUAGUGUGGAAUGUUGCUCGGUGGUUACUGAUGUGACUGGUGAGGGAGAGGCUGACAUGGGCAGGGGAAGGUUAGCACAGAUAAUCAAUCCACUGUCCCCUCUCCUGUUAUACCCUGGGCAAAGAUGAGGGUUACGGUUAUGAACAGGGUGGGGUCAAGGACAUAAAGAACUGCAGAUGCUGGAAAUCUGAAAUAAAGUCAGAAAGCUCUGGAAACAUUCGGCAGUGUCUGUGCAGAGGGAAGGAGAAUUAACUUUUCAUCUCAAUGGCCCUUUGUUCUGGUAGGACACUGGACUAUAGAAAUGGGAUAAUUAGAGAAACUUCACCUGGGUAUUUGGGGAGAAGACUGUUUAAAAUGUAUAAUGUACUAUGAUGUGGGGGAGCAGAGUGAGUGAGGGGUGAGCCGGAGAGUAAGCCUCUCUCAACUCAAGAACAGCUGAUUGCUCAUACAACUUUAAACUUGAAUCUGGAUAUAUUAUCUGUCAGCUUUGAGUGAAUCAAGCAGGUUUGUUGAAGAGGGUUCAGAGGUGGUCCACGAGAACGAUUCCAGGAAUGAGUUUAACUCAGGAGCGUUUGAUGGCUCUGGGCCAUUACUCCCUGGAGUUUAGAAGAAUGAGAGGAGAUCUCACUGAAACAUUGAAUAUUGAAAGACCUGGAUAGUGUGGAAGUGGAGACAAUGUUUGUCUAUUGUGGGGGAGUUUAGGACCACAGGGCACAGCCUCAGAAUAGAGGGACACCCAUUUAGAGUAGAGAUUAGGGACAUCCAUUUAGCCAGAGGGUGGUGAACCUGUGGAAUUCAUUGCCACAGACAGCCAUGGAGACCAAGUCAUAGAAAAGUACAGCAGGGAUACAGACCAUUUGAAUAUAAACUUAUUUGAAUUCAAGUCAUUGAAAAUAUUUAAAGCCAAGGUUGACUGGUUCUUGAUUAGUAAGGGUGUCAAAGGUUAUGGGUGAAGGCAGGAAAAUGGCAUUGUGAAGGAUAAUAAGUCAGCCAUGAUGGCAUGGCAGAGCAGACUCAAUGGACCGAAUAGCCUAAUUCUACUCCCAUGUCUUAUGGUUUAAAAAUGGCUAGAUACAGAUUAAAGCUCCCUCUAUAUCAUCCUUCUCACCCGAUCAGAGCAGGGUCAGUGUGAUACACAGUGUCUCACUUACUUCAGGAUAGGGGAGCACAGACUGGGAGCACACGUACACACAGUGCCCCUCCACUACACUGUCAAAAAGAGACAUGUUGCUCCCUCUUGUGUUGUUCAGCUGUUGGCUGCAUUCUGACAACUCUGCAUUUAAAACCAUAAGAAAUAGAAGCAGAAUUAAGCCAUUCAGAACAUCAAGUCUGCUCUGCCAUUCUCUCAUAGCUGAUUUAUUAUUCCCCUCAACCCCAUUCUCCUGCCUUCUCCACAUAACUUUUGAUACCCUGACGAAUCAAGAACCCAUCAACCUCCUCUUUAAGUGUACCCAAUAAUUUGGCCUCCACAGCCAUCUGUGGCAAUGAAUUCCACAGACUCACCAUUCCUUGUCACCUCUGUUCCUUCUGUUCUGAGGCUGUGCCCUCUGGUCCUAGACUCUCCCACUAAAGGAAACACCCUCUGCACAAGCAAGGACUUCCUUGUACUAUGUUUGUUCUCUGAAAGUCUUUGUUUAUGAAGAGAGAGCUGCUGAAUGAACACUCAGAAAUCAGGAACAAGGUGGAGGGGAAUACAGGCCAUUCAGCCCCUCAAGGGAUCUCUAGCAUUUAAGCUGGUGAUGGCUGAUCAUUCACUUGUGUUUGUGAUGUUAAAACAGGGGUUCCCAACCUUUGUUAUGCCUUGGAUCCCCUACCAUUAACUGAAGAGUCUGUGGAUCCCCUGCAUGAGAGGGUGCACUGACACAGGGCUGGAUCUCACACUCAUGGCUGGGUCUGAGGGUCACUAAAGUUUGUCCCCACCUCUUCCUUUGCUUGGUAUCCUCACUCACUGGGCUUUGUCAAGCUAGGAGCAGGCAGGGUGUAGGAAUCUUGAGUCCUCCACUGACAGUUCUCACCUCGCCACUCUCAUUCUCCCACCAGCCAUCUCCCUGUAGUGAUUACCCUUUCUGUAAAAGCACACACCUCUCAUGUUUUAACAGCUACUGUAAAGUAAAUUGCUUUCAGUUAAGGUUCAGUAAACCAUCUGAUCCAAGUCCCUCUGAGACCCUCUUUUGUGCACAUUAGGCUGUGCAGAAGUCUCUGACUGCAGCCUGUAAUGUGUGUCUGGGUCACAUGCUGCCCGAGAGAAACUGGCCCCUACAGACUCCCAUGAGACUCCCAAUUCACUCAUCUGUCUCAUUUCCACUCAAAUGACUUAAUUAUAAAGCUGUAUGUGUUAAAGGGCCAGUCCAUCCCAGCCAGAUAUGAAUUAAAUAUUAAACCCUCCCAUUAGCUCCUCUCGAAUGCAGAAUUUCAUCUUUAAAUCCCAUUCUGCCGCAGAGCAGCUGCACCAGGCUGGGAUCUCAGCACAACAGCGGUGGGAUGGACGUGGGCCGCAGGCUGGGGGGGUGGGGGCAGUGAGUGGAACAGGACUCCCAGUUCCAGUUUGUCAACUGGUGCCCACUGUGGAAAUGUCUGUGUGUGAAAGUAUGAAAGCAGACCUAGUUUGUGUGUGUGUGUAUAGGUUUUGUAUGUGUAUAUGUGCAUACAUGUGUGUAUGUGCAUUAAUGUGUGUGUACACUAGAGCUCUGAUCUCUACCCACCCUCACCGACUUUAUCAUGUAAAAGAGAGUGAAAUUGCACAUUAUGGACUGAUACGUGUGCUUUUGGAAACAAGCUUUUAAAAAAAUAUAAUUAUAUUUUAAAAUCUUCUGUGAGUUCUUAUUUUUCUCCAUUCCGAUGACCACAGGAAGAAACAGCUGGAGUUUCUAAGAAGCUCCAACCCCAGGUCCCAAACUGCGUUACAGCCAAGGACAUCUCUUUGUAAAGUAGCAAUCAUUGCAACCCACAAACUGCUGGGAACCUGGCCACAAUCUGGUGUUUAGAGUUUUUCCAUUGAAACCUAUCAAAUACUGAAAGGUCUGGAUAGAGUGGAUGUGGGAAGGAUGUUUCCCUUAGACCAUAAGGCAUAGGAGCAGAAUUAGGCCAUUUGGUCUGUCGUCUGCUCCACCAUUCAAUCAUGGCUGGUCCCUUUUCCCCAUAACCUUCGAAGCCAUGUCCAAACGAGAACCUAUCAAUCUCUGCCAAAUGACCUGGCCUCAACAGCUCCCUGUAGUAACCAGUUCCACAAAUUCACUACCUUCUGGCUAAAGAAAUUUCUCUCCAGCUGUUUUAAAUAGAUGCCCCUCUAUCCUGAGGCUAUGCCCUCUUCCCAGAUUUCCCCUUUGUGGGAAACAUCCUUUCCACGUCUACUCUAUCUAGCCUUUCAACAUUUGAAAGGUUUCCGUGAAAUCCCCUCCCCCAAAUCUCCUAAAUUCUGGCGAGUACAGGCCAAAAGCCAUCAAGCGUUCCUCAUAUGAUAACCCUUUCAUUCCUGGAAUCAUCUUUUUGAAUUUCCUCUGCACCAUCUCCAAUGCUAGCACAUCUUUUCUUAGAUAAGGAGCCGAAAACUGUUCACAGUACUUAAGAUGAGGCCUUACCAGUGCCUUAUAAAGCCUCAGCAUCACAUCCACUUUUCGAGACCUCUUGAAAUGAAUGUUAACAUUGUAUUUGCCUUCCUCACCACCAACUCUACCUGUAAGUUAACACUUGGGGUGUUCUGCACAAAGAUUCCCAAGUCCCUUUGCAUCUCAGAUUUUUGGGUUUUCUCCCUGUUUAGAAAAUAGUCCGCACAUUUACUUCUACUACUGUAGUGCACAACCUUGCAUUUUCCAAUAUUGUACUUCAUUUGCCACUUCCUUGCCCAUUCUCCUAAUCUAAGUCUUUCUGCAGCCUACCUGUUCCCUCAAUACUACCACAAUUUUUCGUAUCAUCUGUAAUCUUAAAGCAUCUUUUCCAUCAUUAGAACAGAGUUGAGGAUGAAUUUCAUUUACAGAAGGCGGUGAAUUUGUGGAAUUCAUUGCCACGGACAGUGUGGAGGCCAAGUUGUUAGAUAUAUUUAAAGCAGAGGGUGAUAGGUACAGUAUUUGUUUAGGCAAGGUGUCAAAGGUUACAGGGAGAAAACAGGAGAAUGGGUUGAGAGAUAGAGAAUGUAGAUCAUGAUGAAAUGGCUGAGCACUCGAUGGGCUGAAUGGCCAAAUUCUGUUAAUGGGGUUAAGUAUUGUGAAAAACCUGUUGGAAAUUCCUCCUUGUGGCUGAAGUAAAUCAGAAUCAGGUUUAUUAUCAGCAGCAUGUGAUGUGAAAUUUGUUAACUUAGCAGCAGCAGUUCAAUGCAAUACAUAUUUGAGAAGAGAAAAAAAUAAUAAAUUAAAUUUUAAAAUAAUAAAUAGAAUAAUGAUAAACAAGUCAAUUACAGUAUAUGUA